Molecule: messenger RNA, 1041 nt
Organism: Aspergillus tanneri
Lineage: Eukaryota; Fungi; Ascomycota; Eurotiomycetes; Eurotiales; Aspergillaceae
Gene: COQ3
Product: 3-demethylubiquinone-9 3-methyltransferase
Exons: 1
Coding region: 1-1041 (346 amino acids)
Biological process (GO): ubiquinone biosynthetic process
Molecular function (GO): 2-methoxy-6-polyprenyl-1,4-benzoquinol methyltransferase activity
Source: RefSeq, a predicted model, not a curated record
AUGACCUAUCUGCGCCCAACCCUCAAACACCUUCCACGCAUCCUCCGACCUACAUCUGUCCGCGCACAUUCCACCUCUGUCUCCGAAAAUGAGCUCUCUCAUUUCUCUUCCCUUGCCAGCAGCUGGUGGGAUCCAAUGGGUCCCUCGCGCAUCCUACAUCUCAUGAACCCCCUACGCCAUGAAUUUAUCUCCUCCUGUCUUGUCGAAGGCCCACCCUCCCCGUCCUCCUCUCAACCAAAUAACCUCCGAUACCUCGACGUAGGAUGUGGCGGCGGUAUCUUUGCGGAAUCCCUCGCACGAACCAUCCCCUCUCCAUCAUCAUCGUCAUCAUCAUCAUCUGUGCCGUCUUCCCUCGCAACACCCACCCGUGCCGCAUCAAUCACAGCCAUUGAUCCCACGCCGACCCUCAUCCAGAUCGCGCGGGAGCACGCGCGCACCGACCCCGCCAUCGCGGCGCAUCUCUCCAGCGGACGGUUCAAAUACCAGAACUGCACGCUCGAGGAUAUGGUGCGCAGUGCCAGCAUGAGCAUGCAGGAGAAGGAGAUGAAGAAGGAAUCUUUCACAUCCAGCGCGGCAGGAGGAACAGGACAUCCUACCUUACCUGAGUCUGAAUCUCAAUUCGACGUCGUCACGCUUUUCGAAGUCCUCGAACACAUCGAUACCAACGCUUCUUCGGCACCGUUGAAAUUCCUCGCCGAUUGUCUCCGACUUCUCCGUCCUGGCGGAUGGCUUGUCGGAUCGACUAUCUCGCGCAGUUUUCCCUCUUUCGUGAUCAAUCAGGUUAUUGCCGAAGCGCCGUGGCCGAUCGGGGUUGUUCCGCGUGGGACACACGACUGGGUGAAGUUUGUGAAUCCAGAUGAGUUGCUUGCGUGGCUGCAAGAAGGACUGGUGAGGAGUGCAGAUGCGACGGAUAAGGAUGUCUGUCGUGAGAUGCAGUGGAAGUGUUCCGGGGUGAUGUAUUUUCCUGGGCUGGGUUGGAAGCUGGUUGGGGGGUCGGAGGAUUGGGGGAAUUAUUUCUGGGCUGUGAGGAAGGGGGAAUGA